GCUACCUCAUCACUUGACUGAUCUACUCGCUAGGCGCUUCGGAGGUCCUAAAUCACAGCGCAAGUUCCACAGCAAGUUCCACAGCAAUCGCGAUCCGGACUCUACGAAAUGCCAGACUCAGGUAACCACGGAGAAGGCGAGGCCACACUCAGGCUAGAGUUUCGAGCAGUUUUUGAGAGCUUCGGCGACGAGUCACAAACGGGUAAAAACCACCAAGCCUAUGCUCAUCACCUGGCUCGGGCUUGCUGGCACGGCAGCCGAAUCGUGCUCCGUCAGACGUCGCAGGAGGCUGAAGCCAUCUUCGACGUCAUUAUUGCGCUUCACCGGGCAUGCAAAGGACAAUGGAGCGUUCUCCAAGACCACGGCUUGACGGAAAAUGAAGUGGAUGUCUGGCUCGAGUUUUCUGCCAUGUUCCUGUCCAGCCUUGGCAACUACUUUGACGACGGCGACCGCAAGGUCGUUCCACAGAUUUCCAAAGACGCCCUCUACAAAAUGGCAGCGAUACUGCUUAAGCUAACCCAUCAACCAGCAAGCAUGGGGCAUCCCACAGAGGAAAGCCAGUCGGGCUACUACCCUGGGUCUGAGGAGAUUGCAGAGGAGGAGAUUGAGGCUGUGAAGAAGUUGAUGGAAGCCAAAAAGAUAGCGCCAGAGAACACACGCCUGCGGAAGAAUUCCCAUGAAGGAGUGUUCGAGAUCAUGCAGGCUUCUGUGGAGACAGACAACGAGCCCAGGUUCAUUGGCCGGAUUGUGCUUGGAGACCAGCCCCCCUUCAGAGUCAUAUUCCGUCGCGGUGACCACUCUGAAGAAAUGACCAAGAUUUGUGCUGAACUCACUCAGGCCCUUGAACUUGCUACAACAGACUUUCGUACGGGCAACUACGAGGCUUUCCGCGCCGCACACAAGACGUGGGUCAAAGACAAGGCUCCCCGAGUCGAACAUUGCAUGGGCUUCCUUUUCGGAUAUCGAGACCCUGAGGGCGUUAGAGCUGAGUGGCAAGCGGCCGCCGGCAUCGCCGACUUGAAGGAAACGACAGAAAUGAGCCGGCUUGUCAAUAAGUCUACAGAUCUCAUUCGCACGCUCCCGUGGGCUGUACCCGAUGAAAACGACGGGAAAGGACCGUUUGAGCCAAGUGAAAUAGACACACCCGAUUUUUCGAUCAUCCAUUUGCUCGCCUCGGUAUCCAGCACUGUCUGGGAGGCUACCAACAUCAGCAUUGAUGAUGAUGGGAAGAGGCAUGGCGUCAAAAACAUGGUUUACGGCAACCGCGUAAGCUUAAACAACAGCCCUGGUCGUCCAUGCUACUAUGUUCACCCCUCGGAAGCAGAUGCAUACAUGAGCUGCGCUCAUACCGUGCGCUUCGUCCAAACCGCCAUCCACGAACUGAUCGGCCAUGGGACGGGGAAGCUGCUCUCCGAGACAACGCCGGGACAGUUCAACUUCGACCAGGACAAUCCUCCAAUCAGCCCUAUCACUGGCAACCCCGUACGUACUUGGUACAAGCCGGGAGAGACUCUGAACACUGUUUUUGGAAAACUGGCGCCAACCGUGGAGGAGUGCAGAGCCUAUCUCGUCGCAGACUAUCUGGCCGAUAACAGGGACAUUCUUGCCAUGUUUGGGUAUGACGACAAUAGCACCCCAACUGCGGAUGAUUUUAUCUACUACACCUACCUUCAAAUUGGAGUUGAAGGCCUUCAAGCACUUCGGAGUUUCAACGAGUCAGACAAGACUUGGGGUGAUGAUCACAAGCAGGCUCUAUUCGCUAUAUUCAAGCACGUACUUCAGGACGGCGAAGGUGUCCUGUCGAUAGAGCAUGAACCAAUCGCCAGGACUCUCUUCGUCCGUGUUGAUCGCUCUAAAAUCGUCUCUUGCGGGACGCCUUCGAUCGGACGUAUGCUCUGUAAGAUUCACAUUUGUCACUGCACCGCCGAUGUGGAUGCUUGCCGGGAUUCCUACGAGGCCCUGAGCCUUGUCGAUGGCGAUUACGAGGCCUGGAGACAACUUGUAGUCUCCAACCCGGAGCCGAAGUGGAAGUUUCUGCAGCCCAACACCUUCCUGGAAGACGGGGGCGCGAUCACGCUAAGGGAGUAUGAGGCCAGCAAUGCGGGAAUCAUCCAAUCUUUCUUAGAACGAGAUCUUUGACGGAUUUUCCCCUUGCUUCCUGUUAAAUAUGCUAGUAUAGUGCUGUAGGGUCAUCUGUGGUUCCGACUGCUCAUGGCCCUGACUCCAGUCGCAGCUUUAGUUGUGGCUCAAUCGGUCUCUAGUAGCUUUUAGCAGCAUAUAUUUGCGCAAAUGCAACAAAACACAUUGAUACCUUG
Molecule: messenger RNA, 2315 nt
Organism: Ilyonectria robusta
Lineage: Eukaryota; Fungi; Ascomycota; Sordariomycetes; Hypocreales; Nectriaceae
Product: dipeptidyl peptidase III
Exons: 8
Coding region: 109-2139 (676 amino acids)
Cellular component (GO): cytoplasm
Molecular function (GO): dipeptidyl-peptidase activity
Source: RefSeq, a predicted model, not a curated record